Molecule: messenger RNA, 7251 nt
Organism: Temnothorax curvispinosus
Lineage: Eukaryota; Metazoa; Arthropoda; Insecta; Hymenoptera; Formicidae
Exons: 3
Coding region: 1-6558 (2185 amino acids)
Source: RefSeq, a predicted model, not a curated record
AUGAGAGCACUCAACUCUCGACGCCCACGGUCAACUACGAGCAUCCACCGGCUCGUCCCUCUCUGUUUCAUCCUUCUGCUUUGCGUCCUUCACGCACGAGCGCGGAGUGUGCCUCACGAUGACGGCGGUGUCAUUGCGGAUCAAGUGCACGGCAAAAUUUCGGAACCGGUGAGCGAUUUCAAUCCUGAUGGCGUGGACAAGGAGGAAGUGGAUCAAGCUCGAAAAAGCUUGACGGUAGCAGAAGAUGAUACAGAUGAAGAUGUUAGUGGCGAAGAAAGAAAGGAUCCAACGGAAGAGAUACUCGUCGAGGAUCCUGAAAAGAUCCAGACCGAAGCUGCCGAAGGUGAUGAAGGUAGCUUAUUAUUUGUGGCGAAGAAAAGACGACGGAACGACGUGAGCCUCUCCGGUAAGCCCGUGUUGCAGGAUGGCGAGAAUAUUGCACAGCCUGUCGAAGAGAAUGCGCAGAAGGACGAAGGUAUUCGACGAUUUGACGCACAGGUCGAGUCCGACGAUACCGUGGAACUGGACCAACGAAAGAUACAGGACAGUAUCAUAGAAGACAGCUCGGAUUCGCAGGGAGAUACCAUUGAGAUCAACGUCGAACAAUUGCACGAGGGUGUGAAAAACGUGGAUGUGAACGGCGACGAAGAUAGGGCGCAGCCGGAAGAGGAAAAACACGCAGACCCUUCUUCCAAUCUUGACGAGAAUUUGGAGGACGCCAGCUCGAAACAGACGGAAAAUAUAGAUUUAAAUAAGGAAGAAACGGAGCAGAUCGAGAAUGUGGCAGAACAUAAUUUGGAUGGGGCACGAAUAGAGAAUACCGAGGAAGUGAGUGAGGAUGUACGCAAUGAGCUUCGUAGCUUACAUCAUGCUCAAGCGGAAGAAACUGAGAAGAAUCAAGAAGAACACGUCGUUGAUGAGGUUUCGAACGAUGAAGAAAUCGGUGACAAAGAUCUGAAUCUGAACAGAGAGAAUAGAGCCAGCGUUCCAGAGAAAUUGGUUGAGGUUGACGCUGCUGAAAAGGACGAGAUUCGCAAUCAACGUGAUAGCGACGUGAACGUGGUAGCGACGACUCAGAGUGAGGAUCUUGAUCAAUCACCUCCAACGACGGAAACUUUAAACCGUCUUCAGAAGUGGAAGAGUCAAGCCGCGUUUCUUCAGGAUCAAAUCAAGAACAGAACGUUUCUUCAGUAUUUGAGGGAACAGGCAAUCCAGGUGCUCCCUGACAUUCCGAAAUUCACGGAAAUUGAGUUGCUGAAUACUUUGAAAAAUAUCGCGCUAACGCGGGAAUCACCUGCGAAUGAAACGUAUUGGGCUAGCUUGAACACAACUGAAUUAACCGAGAAUCAAUUGGAAAUAAUAAAGUGCGCCGAGCAACUGGUGCAGACGAAGCAGCGACAGUCGUUUGUGCAGAACAUGGGGGAAUGCAUUAGCGGUCUCAGUGUCUUGAAUUGCAUACGCAUCUUCGUCUGGCCCGUCGUGCUCGACAAUCUCCCGGAGCCAGUCAGGCAGUCUCUGAACAACUUAUCUCCGAUCGAGAUAAACUUGAUUGACCUGUUUCAGGGUAACAGGGCCAAGUCCGCAAGAUCGGAGAGCAACGUACAUCGUCCGCGGCUGCUGACGCCCGAGUUUAUUGUCUUCAACAUUCUAAAAGGCGCUCUGGAGUCGAAAGUCACCUACGAUUUGGCGCCGAGCUACAUCGAUCCGACGAAUGAAACCCUGAGGGCACUGCUCACCGUCGGUCAACUCCAGAUCCUGCAGAUGGCCGAGAAACUUCUACCCGGUGAGAUACGUCGCGAAUAUUCCGACAGGAUGUUCUCGUGCGUGCGCAGGUUCGAGUACUUCAGCUGCGUCAAGUACUUCGCCUGGCCGAUGGUGCAGCAGUAUCAUCCGACGCUGCCGGCUUUCCCGGAUUAUCAGAGUUGGUACCCGGGAUCGAUAGCUUUGUACCCGCAGUAUCCUAUCGUUCCUUUUCCCAGUUUCGUGGGCGAGCUUCCGGAAGUCGUCGAGGCUGACGCUACGAGAAUGCGGAAGCCUAAGCCAGAAGCGGUGAUCGUGAACAUUCUUCAGAAUACCCUGAAGGAGCACGCGAAGGUAUCACCUCCAUCUCUCGCCAGUACGGAUUCUUACGUCGCUGUACUCCCCCCCGAACAAUUAUUGUCGAUACACAUGGCUGAGCAGCUACUUCCUAUUCCGUAUCGUCCGGAAUUCGUUCAGAAGACCGUUAAAUGUAUUGAAGAAUACAAUUAUGUGACCUGUAUUAAGUAUUCCACUUGGCCGACGGUCAAGCAAUUUAAUCCAGGUCUACCGGAUAUUUCCGAUUGGCUACCGGACUGGCAGUUGCCCAAUGUUUUCGGUUAUUUCCCGAAUUUUCAGAUUCCCGAUUUUUCCUCGUUUUUACCGGCGUUUUUGGGAGGCAGCCAGUCAUCGACUACACCGACUCCACCGAUCACUGAAACACCAUCGGAAUCUAGUAAUUCCACUGCAGGAGACACGCUCGGUCCGAUUUCCAUAUUAUUAUCUCGUCAAAGUGAAGUUUCUUCUAAAGCAUCCAGCGAGUUAGAGAACAAGAUUACAGAUAUUUUAACAAAGGUACGUACUUCCCUGAGAGCGACACCGAAAAAUUCGCAUUUAGUCGUCAGCGAAAACGUAAUUGUUUUGACAACCAUCACUGAGAAACAACUUAACAUAUUGCGAUUAGCAGAGAGCCUUGUACCGCCCCCGGCACGGGCUCCUCUCGUCGCUCAAGUUAUGUCUUGCCUCCAGACGAACAAUGACUUUCUCAACUGCACCAGAUACGUCAUUUGGCCCACAGUCGCUCUUUACGUUCCCAAUUUCCCCGAGUUUCCCAAUGAUUUAUCACUCACCCAACAACCACCAAAACAAGAAGAUCAAGCAUCAUUGAAAGACAGGAACGCUUCGCAUCAGGCUAACAAGGACCAGCAGGAGUGGAAUAAAUCGCAAACAAAUUCCAACGUGAAGAUAAUCUCAAGAACGAAAUUUCCGCAGAGUAACAGUCCCGUGAUUAGCGUUACUGGUACUCGAUUUGUGCCAAUAUUCACGGAACAUCCCGAAUCGGUGAUACUCAACAUUCUCAAGACGAUUCAGCUGUCUUCGCCUAACGUGCGAGAUGAUCAGGGUGUCAAAAUCACCAGCACGCAAGAGUUCGGCGAUCUGCUUAACGAUCAGCAAUUGAAUAUCCUUAAGAUAGCGGAGAGUUUGUUACCCGAUGCAGCCCGUCCAGCUUCCGUCAAUCGAAUGAUAGAAUGCGUUCGCAAGGGUAACUUUUUAGAGUGCUCGAGGAACGUCCUAUGGCCGCGUUUAUCGGAAUAUUUCCCUAGACUGCCCAGCUUUCCGAAUUUUGGAGGAUAUCCUCAAGCGACAAACAGUAAGUCCACGUUAACUCAGAAUCUAACUGACCCAUCACCAUUUUCAGAGACUGACGUUAAAGUCGGCCAGCACGGAGACGCUACUGUUACCAUCACAGACACCAGGUUUCAUCCCAUCUUUUCGGAACAUCCAGAAGGUGUAAUUUUAAAAAUUCUCAAGACCGUGCAGGAUUCUACCCCGGGUGUCCUAACUUCAAGAGGGUCGCCAAUUACGUCGCACUUCACGGAACAGCAAGGUAAUAUUGUUCAGGUCGCAGAAAGUCUGUUACCGGAGUCGGCAAGACCGGUCUUCGUGGAAAGGAUGGUCACUUGCGUUCGAGAGAGCACGUUUCUCGAGUGCACGAGGAAUAUAGCUUGGCCAACUAUUGCUCAAUUCUUCCCGAGACUGCCAAACUUUCCCAAUUUUGGAAGCUACCGAACUCUGCCGAGGACGAAACUCAAUUCGAUUCUACUGCAAAACAUUUAUUCCGAGAAUCAGACAUCUAAUGAGAAGAGUGAAAAUACGCCGAAGACUGCUGUAGAUACGAUCGAGGAUAAAAUAGAGAAUGCAUUGAAGAAUCUGUUGAGCAAGAACUCGUCGCCGCGUUUGGAAAAUUCCUAUCUGGAUGUCAAUAAUCCUGUGAUAGGCACUCUUCUAACUGGUCGAGAAAUGAACAUUGUUAGAUUAGCGGAAAGGACAAUACCGGAUUCGACACGUCGCGAAUACGUAACCAACAUGCUGGAAUGCGCGAGAAGCAAUAAUUUCGUGACCUGCACCCAGCAUGUCACUUGGCCGACCGUGAGGCAAUUUUCGCCGAAUCUGCCGAACUUCGAGGAGUUCUUCGGUCAAUUUCCAUUCCCCGGCGUCGGUCAAAUUCCCGGUAUCGGUCAGUUUCCUGGCGCGGGUCAAAUCCCUGGUAUCGGACAGAUUCCUGGCGCGGGUCAAAUCCCUGGUAUCGGACAGAUUCCUGGCGGGGGUCAAAUCCCUGGUAUCGGACAGAUUCCUGGCGGAGGUCAAAUCCCCGGUAUCAGCCAGAUUCCUGGCGCGGGCCAAAUCCCUGGACAGAUCCCGGGUAUUCCCGGAAAUCCUUUCGCCGAAGGCCCCAGCUUACCACAGUUUCCUUUCCCUCAAAUCCCUAUGUUACCAGGCGGAUUUCAAAUUCCUCAGUUUCCAGGAUUGCCUAGCUUUGGCGGCAUAAAUUAUUCGCAACUUGAAAUUCUAUCGGACGCGCCGCAGGAGUCGAAAUCGCAGGAGGCCAAGUCGCAGACGAAGGAGCAGACGAUUCAGUCAAAAGUUGCGCACGUAGUGGAGCAGACGAACCAGAUAAGUGGAGCAUCGAGAGCUUCGAAAACUUCGUCAGUAGACGAGCAAGGAAUCGUUCCCGGAUAUCCUGGACAACCGUCGAACAUUCUCAUAGAUAUUUCCAAGGAAAGAGUCCAUUUGUCUGAUCUUGAGCAACAGCGAGGUUCAUUGUCAGAAUCCGUUCUCUCGGGCGCAUCGUCCAAGAAACACGAGAGGGGACGAAGAAGUACCGAUCAAUUAUUAAAUUCUUACUACGAGACCGAGGGAGAAAUUAAACGGGCUUCGGAGACGACAAUGGACAGCGUGUUCCCAAACAUCACGGAAUCCGAUUUUCUUCAGCUUCUAGUUAAUAUUACGAAAUCCGAGAAAAUUGUGGAAAAAAAUCCCGAAAAGAAUUCAAAGAAAUACUUCGUGGAUACCUUAAAUUCUACAGUCAGAAAUUCUCUAACCGCCGAUCAGUACGAGAUCUUGAAACUGGUGGAAGAUUUGAACGAGCAUACCACGAAUCGCGGUUUACUGUCGCAAGUAGUUCAGUGCAUACUUAGCUUGAGCUUCAUCAGAUGCAUGGGCAUUUUCAUUUGGCCAGUAAUCACUAGUACCGUGCCAUCUUUGAUCGGCUUGCCGUCAUUGCCUUUCGGAAGAUCGACAGAGACCGAAGUACAGAAUUUCUUUGGCAUGUCCACGAACGAUUUUGAGAAGGAACUGCUGACGAGAAAGGAAUCCAUGGAAAAUAUUUUCCUGGAUUGGUACAAGACGGCAAUGGAGGAAAAGUUUCAGGUAGAUCUGGGUUUUCUGAAGCUUACUGGUUACGGGAACGGCGAAGUCGGGAUCAGUUUCAGUGGAUUCCGCGAGGGUAGAGCUACGAAGAUCAAAGACAACAAGAACUUGCCGAGUAUUCUGACGAUCAUCAGCGAUAUCAUGGAAGAAGUACUGGAUCAGCGGCCGGACCACGAGAAGAUCAAGAAGGAUAAAGAAAAGAAGGAGAGAAGUCUGGAUGACGUGCAAGAGGCGAACUUUCAGCUUCUACAAGAAAGCGACGAGUACGCGGACAUUAAGCGAUCCAUAAACGACGAUCAGAUAAUCACCAUGUUUCUGGAUAAAAUCAAGGCCAACGCAACGGAUUUCGCCGAUGGUGAUGUCGCUCAGUUCCUCGACGUAGAGAACGCUUACAACGCUUUCAGCGUACUCUUCGGGACCCGUUUGAACGAGAAGUUUGCGAGCAGAUUGAAGGCUUUUACCGAGGAACAUCUAAAGAAAGAUAAUCCUGAGAAGCAUAUGAAAAAUCUCAGCGCGGAGGAACUAAAGGUAACACCUUUGAAGGGAGAAAUUACCUAUGAGCUUGAAAAAGAAUCUAUAAAAAGUGAAGAGGAACGUAAAAGGGAACACCGUGGAAAGAACGAAUUCAGAUCUGUGCUGAAUGAGUAUUCAGAAAAGUUAGCAAAGCAAAAAGUUUUUACGGAGAAGCUCGAAGAUCCAGAUAACGAUAAUAGGAUCAAGGACACCGAAUCGUCUUCCGACAAGAAUAUACGCUCGGAAUUGAGGAUCCAGUUGCCACUUUUGCGAGAGGACUUUAUGUCCAGGAAAGUCACGAGCACGGUGAUACAUCUCGGAAGAGCAUUGAAGAUGAAGAUGAACACUUUGAUGCCUGGAAUCGGUUUCGUGAUAAGUUUCAUCAUUCAAAUGGCCUUGGCUCACGCGAGAGCGGCUGCUACCAUGGCUGGUAUGAUCAGCAACAUGGCCCUCGCAUCGGCCAUGUUCGGUAUGAUCCGACAAAGCUUGUUCGGGUCGGAAAAUCCGCAGAUUAAAUAUGUAUACGACAAUGAUAAGAUGGGUCCGGGGAUUACUUGGCCGAACCACCAUAGGUCAUAUUAUCAUCAUGGAAAAUAGUAUUUUGAUUCGCCCAAUCAAGUUUACUUAUCGUUCUUGAUGUAUACUAUAUUAAAAUCUAAAAUACUAAAUGUGUGUGCCUUGUUAAGAAUUUUAUAUACGUCUCUGUCGUUACAGACUUUCCUCGAAGUCUGAAACAAAUCGGAUUAUACAUUGGGUUAGCUUUAAUUUUUUAUAUUAAUAUUGUCGUGGUCGCGUUUAUAAAACAAUAUAGUUUUAUGACGAUUACGGUUUCUAUGCCUAAUAAUUCUUUGCGUCAAAAAAUUUCACUACUUCCUGAAAAGAGAUUAGUUGAAGAGUUAGAUAUUAAUAGUUUCUAUGUGGAUGCGUCUACAUUGUCUUUCGAUACAUUUUACUUUACAUUUUAGCAACACGGGAUUCAAAUAGAGUAUAUUUUCAAAAGUUAGAAUAGAUAAUAUUUAGAAUCUGAAGAAACGGUAUUUUCGUAGAUGGUUAUGGAAACAAUUCCUCGCAAUUAUAAUCAUGCGCCAUUCGCAGGAGAUAUUUAUUUCAUUGUCAUGGGAUUAUAUGGUGGUGGGUGACACUUUUUCAUAUUUUCUUAAAGAUGAUAUAACGAGUACGGCAUUAAAAAUUAUAUAUCAUAUAGUUGUAUCGCAGAAAGAAUAUUGAACUGCUAGCGUAGAUUUUAAGACUGACAUGCUCUUUAAUUAUGUCUGAUUAAAAAUAAAUGAA